GUAAAAGCACCACCUUUGGGACAGACGAGAGGCGGCAUCUGUGCGCUGCUGGCGGCCGGGACAGACCAACCGGGACGCAGGAGUGAGCAGCGGCUCUGCGGGCUUUUAUUUGUAUUUUUUUUGGAGCUUUCGGGCUUUUUUCCUUCUUCCUCACCCCUUGACUAUGAUUGUCGUUUCUCGGCGUUUUGCGAUUUAUGAAGGGCUUUGCAAACACACGAGCAGGGACUUUUGCGGUGUAUUCGCCGUGCGUUUGGUCGGUAUGAGACACUGAUGAGCGUGGAGAGGACAGGAUGCCCGCCAGCGGCGCCGACUCGCUGAAACCCAGCGCCUUCAUCCCGGUGUGCACGGCCGCCUGCCUCCUGGUCGGCUCUUCCUCCCUGUUCUUCGUCUUCACGUGCCCGUGGCUGGCUGUGACCAUCUGCCCUGCGGUGCCACCAUGCUGUGCCGUCCUUUUCCUUUUCGUGCUGGCCAACUUUACCAUGGCAACCUUUAUGGAUGCCGGCGUGCUCCCAAUGGCCAGCGAGGAUGAAGACAAGGAUGAUGAGUUCCGCGCUCCGCUGUACAAGAACGUGAACGUGAAGGGCGUCCAGGUGCGGAUGAAGUGGUGCGCGUCCUGCCAUUUCUACAGACCUCCACGCUGCUCCCACUGCAGCAUCUGUGAUCACUGUGUGGAGGACUUUGAUCAUCACUGUCCCUGGGUGAACAACUGCAUCGGGAGGCGAAACUACCGCUACUUCUUUCUGUUUCUCUUGUCACUGACUUUUCACAUGAUUGGUGUCUUCACUUUUGGCCUCAUAUAUGUCCUGCACCACAUGGAUGAAUUAUGGAAGCUGCACUGCACUGUCACUUUGGUAGUGAUCAGUAUAUCCGGGCUGUUUCUGAUCCCUGUCCUCGGUCUCACUGGAUUCCACUUGUAUCUGGUAUCCAGAGGACGCACCACUAAUGAACAAGUAACUGGAAAGUUUCAGGGAGGAGUAAACCCUUUUACACGUGGCUGCUGUAACAACUUGGAGCAUCUAGUUUGCAGUCCCAUUUCUCCAAAGUACACAGCAAGGCCCUGUAGGAAAGCAGUCAUCCACAUUCAGCCUCCGUUUCUGAGGCCAGAAAUUGACAGGCAGAUGCCAGUGAAAGUCAGAGGCAACGGGAUACAGAGUCUCCAGAAUAAGCAAACCUCAACUGGAGCUGUCAAGCUGUCAGACAUCAAACAACCGAAAACUCCACCGCCGCUGCCUCCGAAACCAGACCACGGUCUGUUGAAGAGCCAAGUAGCUGCCAUGGAUGAUCCGGGGCAUCAUAAUAAAACCGUCCUUCCUGCAUCUAUUCCCACCGUGCCACAGCUACGACCUGUCCUUGAGGCUAUAUCCAGAGGAUCAUCGCCCGUUCCUCCAGAACAGUUGCUGAAGACAUCAGAUCAGCAAGGGAGCAACAAAGGUCCUGACCUCCACUCUGAGUCUAAAGGAAGCCCCGUGAGAUGCAGCCAACAGGCCAGCCUGCCUGUCCAGCCAUCCCUCCAGACCAGCACUGUCUCCAGCUCGCUGCAGCUCAACUCUCUGCCGCUGAACUCCCGUUCUCUCACCCUGAAACACACCAGUCGCAGUGGCAGCAAAUCCCAGCUGCCAGCCAUGCAUGCUGACAAUUUGGAAUCCAGUCCCUUGCCCGGCAUCCUGUCCUCUUCCAGCCUGCUGGCCAACCACAACACCAGCAGCAGCAGCAGCAUCUCCUAUGAUAAUCUCAUUCCUGCAGACCCUCAGGUCAUGGCUCAGAGAGGGGCCGCUCCAGUCAGCUACCCCCAUCACUUUAUGACCCUGGGCACAGACGGGAACCUGCAGCGGUCGCAUCCUCGCACAUACAGUCCCGUGUUUAUGGGCAUCAGCAGACAGUCUCCUCAGCCUCGAGAUCCCUCACCUUCUUUGCAGGGUCUAACCUCCAGGGAUGCCUCGCCUUCUUUCCAAGGUUUUAUUCAAAGAGUCCCUUCUCCUGCUUUCCAAGGACUGUUGCCAAGAGAGCUUGCAUCCCAAAGCGUAAUGUCGCGAGACGUCCCACCUCUGGGUUUGGCGAUGCGAGACGCGGCUUCUCAGAGUCCUCGAGGUAGUCUUCGGGACCUCAUUCCUCCAGACAUGACACCUCCGCUGUCUGCUGCUGCGCGCUAUGAUAACUUUUCAAAAGCCAUCAUGGCUUCUAUUCAAGAGAGACGGGAGCUGGAGGAGCGGGAGAGGAUGCUCCGUCGCCCGGCCAGGACCCAGGCGCUCUUUGGCCCUGAUAUGGGGAUCUAUGACAUCCCAAGCAGGAGAAGUUUACCACCGGACAACAUUCGACCUCCGGGCUCCCGCGGACCAACUCCGCCGGCCUACGGCUCCAGGGAGUUUCUCAUGAGUACGGGCGUCCUAGGUUACAACAUCAGGACCUCACCUCUCUCCAGCUCUUCCACAUCUUCUCUCACACAUGGUCCAAAAACCUCCAGCUCUCCUCUGCAGAAUAGCAGCAGCAGCCUACAAAGCAGGGGCAGGUCUUCCUCUCCAGCCUAUUACCCUCCUGAGAGGCCGGCCCCAGGCUUCCCUUCCUCUAUGUCCACCCUGCCCCGCUUUUCCUCUUCCUCAACCUCCUCUGCCCCCCUGUAUGCCUCCUAUGCCAACACAAAACGUUCCUCGCUCCCAUACUCCGGCGAGGGGAAAGACUCUGUCACUUUGGGAGUCCUGAAAUGAAAAAAAGAAAAAGAAAAAAAGAGUCAUGUUUCUGGUGGUGUGAAUGACUCAUCUAUGCAGCGUUAGUCUCAGUCUUCACAGCUCUGCAGCGUGUAAAUAAGAAGCCAUUUGGGACUUCCCUUUGUAGGAGGGUGUGGGACAAAUAAAUACACAAUGAUGGAUGCACAUAGAAACUAUAUUCUUGCAAGGUCAUGUAAGUUUGAACAAAUAAAAAAAAAAAAACCCCUGUGAAUCUCAGGAUAGCUGUGCCUCCUCUUACAGACAGAGGGAGCUCUAUAAACUCAGAAGAACUAUGUGAAGAAUACAGAUUAACUUAUUUGUUUGUAUGUCAUUUGAUAAUGCUUUUGUGAAACAGUGUAACAAUACACUUUGCCUCCUCCUGAACAACAAAAAAAGAAAACUCCCUGUUUAGUAGAAUUUUGUAGCUGUUUAUAUGAAUAAACCUAUUUUGUAAUUUCCA
Messenger RNA from Oreochromis aureus, 3162 nucleotides. It is a transcript of the gene zdhhc8a, whose product is annotated as zinc finger DHHC-type palmitoyltransferase 8a. Gene Ontology annotation, biological process: protein palmitoylation. Gene Ontology annotation, molecular function: palmitoyltransferase activity. Lineage: Eukaryota; Metazoa; Chordata; Actinopteri; Cichliformes; Cichlidae. The transcript is spliced from 10 exons. The record is from RefSeq and is a predicted model, not a curated record. Bases 291 to 2702 code for a protein of 803 amino acids.